Morus notabilis is the source of this 1651-nucleotide messenger RNA. Its product is annotated as pentatricopeptide repeat-containing protein At5g66520-like. Bases 21 to 1604 code for a protein of 527 amino acids. Gene Ontology annotation, molecular function: RNA binding; protein binding. NCBI's taxonomy places the organism in Eukaryota, Viridiplantae, Streptophyta, Magnoliopsida, Rosales, Moraceae. The record is from RefSeq and is a predicted model, not a curated record. Gene Ontology annotation, biological process: RNA modification. The transcript has a single exon.
CCUCUCCAAGUAGUAAUAUUAUGAAAUCAAGUCGAAGAGUUCUUUCCCUGUUGGACCAGUGUCUCACCUUUACACAAAUCAAGCAAAUUCAAUCACACCUCGCUGUUUCAGGCACCCUUUUCGAUCCCUAUGCUGCAGCCAAGAUUAUCGCCUUUUGCUCAACGUCUGAUGCUAGUUAUGUUUGCCAUGCUUAUCGUCUCUUUCAUUGUAUGCCUUACCGGACCACCUACAUUUGGAACACUAUGAUUAGAGCCUUUGCUGAAGGAAAUGAGGCCAUAAGAGCCUUGUCUCUUUACAAGAAUAUGCUAGAGAAUGGCUUUUUACCAAACAACUACACCUUCUCCUUCCUCCUUAGGGCUUGUACUGAGCUUUCUGACCUCUCUUUGGGCUUCACAAUUCAUGGUCAAACGAUCAGAUUGGGCUGGGAAUCAUAUGACUUUGUGCAGAAUGGACUAAUCCAUUUGUAUGCUACUUGUUUCUGCAUGGACCCAGCUCGUAAGUUGUUUGAUGUGAAUGUAAACAGGGAUGUUAUAACGUGGACUUCUUUAAUCAAUGGGUAUGCCAAGUCAGAACAGCUUUUGAUUGCACGCGAAUUGUUUGAUAAAAUGCCAGAAAAGAAUACCGUUUCUUGGAGUGCUAUGAUUAAUGGCUAUUGCCAAGUUGGAUUGUUCAAAGAGGCUUUAGAGCUUUUCAGUGACAUGCAGGCUUCUGGUUUUGCACCUAGUCAUGCUGCUAUAGUGGGUGCACUAACUGCUUGUGCUUUCCUUGGUGCAUUAGACCAAGGAAGGUGGAUACAUGCGUAUGUUGGUAGAAAAGGAAUGCAAAUAGAUAGAGUGGUGGGUACUGCUCUUAUUGACAUGUACGCUAAGUGUGGCUGUAUACAAACUGCUUGUGUUGUAUUUGAUGGGUUGUCAGAGAGGGAUGUGUUUGCUUUUACUUCUUUAAUUUCAGGCCUAGCUAAUCAUGGUCAGAGCACAAGGGCCAUUGAGUUAUUUAUGAGGAUGCAGAGGGAGGGAGUUCAACCAAAUGAGGUUACGUUUAUCAGUGUCUUGAGUGCUUGUAGCCGAAUGGGAUUGGUAGAUGAAGGGUUGAGAAUCUUUGAAAGCAUGAGAAGUAUUUACGGGAUUGAGCCACGGGUCCAGCACUAUGGAUGUUUGGUGGAUCUCCUGGGGAGAGUUGGGAUGAUAGAGGAGGCCAAAAAGGUGGUAAGAGAGAUGCCAAUAGAGCCAGACUCAUAUGUCUUGGGUGCAUUGCUUAAUGCAUGUAGAGUUCAUGGUGAUGUCGAGUUGGGUCAAGAGAUGGUUUUGUGCUUGGCUGAGCAAGGAUUAGACCAUAGUGGGGUUCAUGUUCUUCUUUCAAACAUGUACGCGUCUGCUGACCAAUGGGAUUUUGUCACUAAAGUAAGAAAGAAAAUGGAAAUGAAGAAGGUGGCAAAAGUGCCAGGCUGUAGUUCAAUUGAAGUUGAUGGUUUGGUUUAUGAAUUCGUUGCUGGAGAUAGGUCCCAUGUGCUCAUGGACGAGAUAGUAUUAUCAUUACUUUCCAUUGAAAAACAUUUGAAGUCUAUAUGGUUUGAUAAUACCAAUGAUGGCAAGAUUACUGAUUAAAUUCUGUUGCAUAGUUUUUUCUUACUAGCCAUCAUGGAUGUCAUAAA